AUGAUUGUACUUCCAAACACACCUCCCAGACCAAUAUCGUUUGUUGAACCCACGCUAGAGAUAGAUGAUGCGUCAUUACAUACCUUACGGGCAUCAAUACAGUCGCUGAAUUCCCAGAAUAGCGAUUCCAUUCGAUAUGUACUUGAUCUUGAACAGUACCUUGACUCUUUAUAUUCAAAAUUAAAAGAAAAUUUCGAUUUACAUACAGUUAUCUGCUCAAAUAUCCCAUGGAGUAACUUGAAUAGGGUCAAGCCUAAAUUGUUAAAGAGCGUCGCUAAGAUCUCAACCACAAACAGAGUAGACCUUUUGAAAUGGACUUUACUUAACGAAGUAGUGGUUACUGCUGUAUCCGUUGGGUUAUUAUAUGUGAGAAUAGCUUCUGAUUUGCUCAACAAUACGAUAAAUAUUGAUGUGCUGAGUACUACACAAAAAUUAGAAGAGGUCAAUGAAAACUGGAAACGAAUUGUUAAUUUAUACAAGAAAUCAAUAUCCUUCUUUUUAUUUGCUGAAAAACUACAGGCAAAAGUUUUUAACUACGAUACAAAUGUUUUCAUUAACAAGGCGAUUGCACCUAUUCUAAUCAAAGUCAGCGAAAUGUGUAUACAAGUAUCGAUAUUGGCAAAAUCGCUUUGGCUCAAUCGAUCGGCAUUCGAGCGUAAUGAAAAUUUUGGGACUGAAAAUAAUACAACGUUGUCCAAAGUUGCAAUUUCGUGUGUUAAUGAACUGGAAUCGUGUUUGAAUCUAUUAAAUGCACUUUCAAAUGAUAAGGCAACCCCACGAAGAGCAAUUAGCGAUAAUAACGACAAUACUUAUAGUAAUAACAAUAACAAUAAAAAUGAUAAUGAAAACAAUGAGGUGAAUGCACCAGUGGUGGUAAAUCUCAAUUACGAUGGAUGGUAUGAAUAUCUUACAUUAUUCAAACGCUAUGUUAAUGCAUAUGCUGCUCUUUUUUUAGCAAUACAAAGCUACAAGGAGGGCAAAAUUGGAAAUGCAUUAGGUUUAAUUCAUUUUGGAUUAUUAAGCUUGCAGAGUAAGAAAGAUGUCACUUCAAACUCCUUGGAAUCCAACAUUAAAUCAAGAAAACCAUUUCAAAAAUUAAGAGAGAAAACCGCGAAGCGCAAAAAUGAAAAACUCCUACUGACCUUGGACUCAAUUUCCACGCUCAAAAUUAAGGAUUCAUCAUUCAAUGACAAGUCGGGGAUUGUAUUGAACGAUUUGGCUUUUUUAUUUGAUCAGCUCAUUAAUUAUAACAACAAAUUUACACUGGAAAACAACAAGUUGAAUUAUGAAGAAGUAGUACAUUGGUCGGCUGUUGGCACAGAUACCAAAUGGCCAAUCGGGUGUAAAAUACCAAUCUCAAAUAUAAAUCCAUAUGAGCCAGGGGAAACUACAAAUACAAUGAAAGAAAGUGACUACGCUGGCCGUGGGUCUUAUUUUUGA
Molecule: messenger RNA, 1440 nt
Organism: Lodderomyces elongisporus
Lineage: Eukaryota; Fungi; Ascomycota; Pichiomycetes; Serinales; Debaryomycetaceae
Exons: 1
Coding region: 1-1440 (479 amino acids)
Source: RefSeq, a predicted model, not a curated record